AUGAGCUGCUUUUUGUUCCACACAACAAAAGCCUGCUGCUCCGCCCACGCAGAGCUUUCUGGGCAGAGGAAUAGCUCAAAAUGCCAUAGCAUUUUUACAAGAACGAGCUUCACCAUGGCUUUGCCUAGGCUUUGGAAGGGAAAGAAGAAGAAGAAGAAAAAGGUCAGCACUUUGAGCAGCUUUGCGGAUUCCAAGCUCGGCAGUCAUCACCGCCGCCUGAACCUACCUUUGUCCAAGGCAAUUGCGUGGUCCAGCCGAGAAUGGACGCAGCACCCCUCUCUGAUCGUGAGCAUAUCUCGUCGCCUCUUGCGCCAUCCAUCGCUCCGGCAAGAACGUGUCUGGGUUCCAUUCAAAGCGCGUUCCAACACACCGGAAAACCCCGCGUGGCAUCAACGGACCAGCGGCCGUAACAAAUUGCGGCGGAGAGGCGCAUCUGCAGCGGAUCGCCACGCAUACGACCAUAUGGCCGCUUUCACCCUGUUUCCCAGCCUGCCGACCGAGCUCCGCCGCAGCAUAUGGCUGGAAGCCGUUCCCGACGAUGAGGAAGAGGUCUGCCUCCCUUGGCCCGGCGACGUGCCCGCCCACGUGGUCGAAGACGACCCCCUGAGCGAGCUUCCCGUGCUGCCGCUCACCGUCGACACGGCGUUCCCUGUCACCAUGCACGUAUGCCGCGAGUCGCGGGCCCUGACGCAGGAUUCCCGCCUGAGCAGUGUGCGCUUCCGCGCCUCACGUCUGGCGCGGUGCAUGACGCCGUUUCGCCGCUUCCGGCCCGAUAAGGACGUCCUGUACCUGAGCCACGACUCCGUCUACCACCUGCUGCUCUUCACGAGCCCCGACAGCACCAAGCUCGCCCAGACGGAGCCAGGCUCGGCGGCGCGGCGCUGCUACGAUGAUUUGAUGCGCACGCUCCGCGCCACGAGGCGGCUCGCUGUCAACGUGGCGCUCAUGUCCAGCCAUCAUGACCACAUCCACGAGUUUCUGUGGGAGCACGUCGAAGCGUCGCCAGAGCGCCUUGCCAUGGUGAUUCCCGGCACCACGCCGUACGCGGGGCCUUGCAAGGACCCUCUCAGCUUCGUGCCGCCGGGGAAGCGCUGCCGGCUGGUCGCCGUGCCGGACGCGGCCCACGAGAGCGUCGUGGUGCGGGCGGUGGACGAGCAUCGAGAACCGAGAGCCGUGUCCCUCGGCGAGGCGAUGCGCGCCGCGCGCAAGGAGCUGCGCGACUGGUGUGGCGGCGUCCCCAGCUACGAGGCAACGCUCGACCGGUUGGUGGUUAGCGCGCAAGUCUUUGUCGAGUACCAAAAGGACGGCACCUGGCAAGAGGUCUGCAUGCAGAGAAUGUACGAGCCGCACGCUCAUCCAGGGUCAAGAGAGUACGUGCCGUUGAACCGACGGCCCAAUCCAGAGCUUGUGAGAGUAUACGACGCCGAUUUCGAGUUUCGCCCUGCAGCUUUUGAACGUGCAGGGUAUCGGUGA
Akanthomyces muscarius is the source of this 1473-nucleotide messenger RNA. RefSeq lists its product as uncharacterized. The record is from RefSeq and is a predicted model, not a curated record. Bases 1 to 1473 code for a protein of 490 amino acids. Lineage: Eukaryota; Fungi; Ascomycota; Sordariomycetes; Hypocreales; Cordycipitaceae. The transcript has a single exon.